This is a messenger RNA of Phalacrocorax carbo (great cormorant), 915 nucleotides long. The record is from RefSeq and is a predicted model, not a curated record. Lineage: Eukaryota; Metazoa; Chordata; Aves; Suliformes; Phalacrocoracidae.
UUCCUCCCUGCCUUGGGAGGGUGCCAGCGGGUGGGAUGGAUGGGAUGGCUCUGGUUUCUGCCAAGUCACGGUGGGGCGAGGAGACCUUUGGAGCCAGCACAUCACGUGGGCGCCGGGCAGCCCUUAAGGUGCGCUGCUGGGCACACAGGGAAGGCAGGUGCGUGCCCGCAGCCAUGACCGUCCCCAUCGCCAAGUCCUUCUACGACCUCAGCGCCACCUCCUUGCAGGGGGAAAAGGUGGACUUCAAUGUUUUCCGGGGCCGCGUGGUCCUCAUUGAGAACGUGGCGUCCCUCUGAGGCACCACAGUGAGGGAUUAUACCCAGCUCAACCAGCUGCAAGCCCGCUACCCCCGGCGGCUGGUCGUGCUGGGCUUCCCCUGCAACCAAUUUGGCUACCAGGAAAAUGGCACCAACGAGGAGAUCCUCAACAGCCUGAAGCAUGUGCGGCCGGGGGGUGGCUUCGAGCCCAACUUCACCCUCUUCCAGAAGUGCCAGGUGAACGGGCAGGACACCCACCCUGUCUUUGCCUACCUGAAGGCUCACCUGCCUGAGCCGGCUGACGAGGCGGCACAUCUGAUGGCCGAGCCCCGCUUCCUCACCUGGAGCCCCGUGCGGCGCUCCGACAUCUCCUGGAACUUCGAGAAGUUCCUGGUGGGUCCCGAAGGGGAACCUUUCCGGCGCUACAGCCCCCGCAUGCCCACCGCCCAGCUGGAGCCUGACAUCCAGCGCCUCCUCAAGCUGGCAAAGUAGAGUCGGCUCCAGUGUCCCCCACUCGCUGGCUGCCACCCCCCCAGAACAGCCCCAGCUCUCCGCCAGGUGACGGCCCCCUCCGAAACUGCCACGGGGAGGGGGCUCGAUGGGGGCAGAGGGCUGGGGCGACUGGGGUAGUGUGGGCUGGCAGCAAUAAAUGAGCCGG